This is a messenger RNA of Saprolegnia parasitica CBS 223.65, 1182 nucleotides long. RefSeq lists its product as hypothetical. The record is from RefSeq and is a predicted model, not a curated record. Bases 1 to 1182 code for a protein of 393 amino acids. The transcript has 2 exons. NCBI's taxonomy places the organism in Eukaryota, Oomycota, Saprolegniomycetes, Saprolegniales, Saprolegniaceae.
AUGUACUGCGGCGACGAGGUCGGGGCCUUCGUCGGCGACGUUGGCUCGCUCAGCUCCAAGUUCGGCUACGCAGGCGAGGACACGCCCAACUGCAUCGUCCCGUCGAUCGUUGGCUCCAAGCCGAACGCCCCGCGAUCGGUCCUCGGGCAGUCGGCGCUGUACGCGGCAAGGGACAUUGACGCGCUGCCGCAAGCUAUCUCGCUCGUCGACGACAAGAACGCGUACGACUGGGACGUCGUGGAGACUCUCUGGACGCAUGCAUUCGAGCAGCUGCAUGCUAAUCCGUCCGAGCACGCGAUCCUGGCAUCGCUCUCGCCCUUUGAUAUGGCGGUCGCGCCCAAGUACAUGGAGCUGAUCCUUUUCGUUGCGAAGGACGCCGUGCUCAACGCGUUCUCAUUUGGCAAGUCGACUGCGCUCGUCGCGGACGUCGGCGCCGGCAGCACGCGCGUGGUGCCUGUCGUCGACGGGUUUGCGCUCCACGGAUCCGCCCAGCGAUCCGUUGUAGGAGGCGAAGCCUUGGGCCUUCAGCUGCAAAAGAUGCUUCUCGACAAGCACAAGGUAGAGAUCCAGCCGUGUGUACGAAAAUACGGUGACGGCGACGUCCCCGCGGCGCUCGCCAUGUCGGACGCGUACUUGCAGUUCCGGCGUCUCGAAGUCGUGCGCGACCUCAAGGAGUCCACGUGCCUCAUGCCCGAGACGACCUUGAACGAAGAGCUCGCCGAGUCCACACCCGCAGAUCCGUACGAACUGCCCGACGGCCAGGUGGUGCUCGUUGGUACCGAGCGCUUCAAGAUUCCGGAGAAGCUCAUGCACCCGGACGUGAUUGGCGCCGACUCGACGACCGUAGCCACGUCGUCCAAGGGCCUGCACCGCAUGCUCUACAGCGCGGUGCAGUCGAGCGACGUGGAUGUCCGUCGGGAGCUCUUGAACAAUCUGAUCUUGUGCGGUGGCGGCAGCGCACUCCCUGGGCUCACGGAGCGUGUCCACUGGGAAAUGAGCCAGCUCGUGCCGUCAAGCCUCAAGGUGCGCAUCACGCAGAUGACACCGGUCGAGCGCAAGUUUAGCACGUGGAUCGGCGGCUCGAUCCUCGCGUCCCUCGGGUCGUUCCAGCAGCUCUGGGUCUCCAAGCGCGAGUACGAAGAGCGAGGCGGCGACCACCUCGCGUCAUCGCGUUUCCUUUAG